Alligator sinensis (Chinese alligator) is the source of this 802-nucleotide messenger RNA. RefSeq lists its product as uncharacterized. Gene Ontology annotation, biological process: modification-dependent protein catabolic process; protein ubiquitination. Gene Ontology annotation, molecular function: protein tag activity; ubiquitin protein ligase binding. The record is from RefSeq and is a predicted model, not a curated record. The coding region runs from base 33 to 680 and encodes 215 amino acids. NCBI's taxonomy places the organism in Eukaryota, Metazoa, Chordata, Crocodylia, Alligatoridae. Gene Ontology annotation, cellular component: cytoplasm; nucleus. The transcript is spliced from 2 exons.
CUACCUUUUCCAGAUGAGAACAUCUUGCAGUCAUGAACAUCAUAAAUACUCUCCUGUUUUUGCUGUUUGCCCUUUUGGCUGGGCUGAUUUUGAUUUUUGGCUUGAUUGUAAUGUUCUGCAUACUGAUUUUCAGCACCAGGCUGACUUUUACAAUUGGUGAGGCCAAGAUGGUCACCAUGUUUGAAAAAGGAGCUACUGAAUUUACCCAACCCAUUCCAGCUACUAAAUCAGAAGUUACCCACCUAAAAAUUGAAUUUGACAAAGCUGAGCUGAUUGCCAAGCUGGCCAAGGAGAUUGCUCCUGAUUACUGCCUGAAUAUGAAGAUCUCUCUGAAAAAUCAGACUUUGGCUGCCAUCUCACUGAAAGUGGAGCCCAAAGACAACACUUGGAAUGCCAAAGCAAACAUCCAAAUCAAGACUGACACCCUGGAAGACAGUGAACUUGAUGAGCAAAGAUUCAUUUUUACCUGUAAACAGCUGAAUGGCACCUGCACCUUAACAUCUUACAACAUCCAAAACGAACCUUCCUUCCAGCAGCUUCAGCUGAGUGAUAUUGUACGAGUCAUCUUGCAGGCAUUUUAUGGCCCCCUCAAAGUACCAUCUGAUGUGCAACACACUGAUCCCAGGGGGAAUAUCAAGACUGAAGAGGUAGAAGAAAGCUACCAGAUAAGUGAAGAGUGAUCCUAUCCUAUUCACGUUAAGAAACGUGUGACCAUCUGCCAGAACUGACCCUUCAUAGACUUCAGUCACUGGGGGACAAGUAUAAAACUUUCUGGUCUGUUUCUCACCAGUUUGCAAAAAAA